Molecule: messenger RNA, 219 nt
Organism: Emiliania huxleyi CCMP1516
Lineage: Eukaryota; Haptophyta; Isochrysidales; Noelaerhabdaceae
Exons: 2
Coding region: 1-219 (72 amino acids)
Source: RefSeq, a predicted model, not a curated record
AUGCUGCGCAAGCUGCUGCGAGACUUCCGCGUGGUGCACGUGCACGGCAACAAUUUUAACGCAGCGAGCGCAUUUGGCCCAUUUCGCGUGCCCGCUGUGGUCGAAGUAACGUUGGUGCGGAAGGAUCUCAGCCGCCGCGUGCCUUGCGCCAAUCCGAUGCGAAUACGAGCGCUUGACGAGCCCAAUGCAAAAAUUUUUCUGAACGUGAGCGAGACGUAG